Molecule: messenger RNA, 6097 nt
Organism: Nothobranchius furzeri (turquoise killifish)
Lineage: Eukaryota; Metazoa; Chordata; Actinopteri; Cyprinodontiformes; Nothobranchiidae
Gene: fbrsl1
Product: fibrosin-like 1
Source: RefSeq, a predicted model, not a curated record
GCCAGAAGUGGCGGAAAUACGUCAGUUAUGUGGGUUCUCUGAAGCUCGAGUGCGUCUCUUAAUUUCGGGUGAAGGGAAUGAGAACGAGGAGAGAAGAUUUUAAUCACUCCUGUCGCUUUAAGGACACUUAUCAAAGCCUUAUUAUGCGAAUUGAAAAUACCACGAGCCGCUGAGCAGCCAGGGGACGGACUGAGUGGAUUUAUAGGAAACUGUAUGAUCUGAGCUGGAAGACAGCGCUUCAUCGCCUUGUGGAGUUGGAUUUCACGCUGGAUGCUUGGCUUAUUCGGACGGUUCGGGUCAUUUAGGGAAAAUUGCGCAGAAGUAGCUCUCGGACUUGGGAUCUUCUCUCCUCCCGAAGCGAGCAGAGGGAUAUUUUGAAACUCAACGCGUUGCCUGCGGGAUUAUUCUUUCACCCGACAACACGAACCCUUCUUGUCCGUUUGGUUCCGGACGGGUAGUACCCCGAGCUUUUAUCUGACAGCCUUAUUGGAUCAUGGAUUGGGGUGGUGGAAGGGAAGAAGCGCGGCCAGCGACAUGAUUUUUCUGCGCUGUUUGCGCUACAACGCUGCGAGCUUGGUUUUUCUUACGUCGCUGGUUAUAAAACAAAAGUUCCGAGGCGAGUGGGAUGCGUGGAUUUUUAACUGUUUGGUCUUUUUGCACCUGCUUUAACGGACACCGCGUCGACACGGUGCGGAUUCGUGACAAUACCGUGCGGAUCCGCGCCGCUCCGUGCCGCUGCGCGCCGCUUCUCUGGGAUACUUCAACAUUUGCUGAUCGUUCUGGAGAUUCUGUAGAUUUAAACUCAAGGUCACGGAGUGUUUAAAGGCUGCAUCGCUUUCUUAUUUACACACGUACACACACACACACGCACACAAACACACAUACACACAAACGCGCGCGCGCAGUCUCCAAUCUUCAGUCCAGUGUGUGUUAUUUGUCAUUACGCGGCGCAGCGAGCGUGUGGGCGUGCACGUCCUGUGGAGUUACGUUUUGCUUUUUUCCUGGUUUUCCCUAAACUGACACUGCAUGCAGGCUCUUGCCAAUAACAUGGAUGGAAAACUGAAACCGGGUCGGAGAUGCCGGACCAAGCGGGAGAGAGUGCGGAGGUUGCGGGAGCCGGGGAGCAGAGAAGCCCGCAGCCCGGACCCCAACUCCUCCUGCUCCGACAGGGAGGGACACAGUCCCGGGAGAGACGCCGCCUCCCUGGCCGGCAAAAAGGCUCCGCGCCCGGCAGCAACCGCCAGAGCGCCUCGCCCCCCUCGCAGGAAGAGACGGCAGUCCAGUUCGCAGGAGGAGGACAUCAUUGAUGGAUUUGCUAUCACCAGUUUCACCAGUCUGGACCGUCUGGAGAAGAAGACGGGAGUCAUGAAGACACAGGAGAAGAAGGAGCGCUGGAAGGAGAAGAAGGUGGUGAAGCGGCCAAAGAAGGAAGAUGAAGAUGUGGAAGAGGAGAACGUUCAGCUGGUGUUGGAUCCGCUGGAGAACGGCUUCCUUCAUCACGCUCAGCGAGAGCAGGAGAGGAUGAAUGAGAGGCUGCUGAAGAAGACAUACUCCAAGAAGAACAAGAUGAUCAAACCCUUGGCACUGCGCCCAGUUAAGGUCAGCACAGAAGAAACGUUGCAGGAACUCAGUCGACCAAACAGGAGCAACUCCAAGGAGCAGCUCAGUGAGAGUUCCACUCACUCUCUGUCAGGCCGCGGCUACUCGGUGCUGCCAGCAGCAGUGGCCCUCCUCAAGUGUGACAGCGAAAGUGACAUUGACAACAAGGUGUCUGAUGUAGGAUCAGAGAAGCUCUUUUCUCCUACCACACCCAAAGGUGUGCCGGCGAAUGAGAGUCCUGAAUCUAAGACUUGUAGCUCAACCAAAGUUUCCGGACUCCAGCGCAGUCAGGAGCAAAGCAUCGCUGAGGUGCCCUUUGCACCUCCCGUGCCCAGCCCCAUCCCGGCUUCGGCACCUACGGGCUCCCCUGCACCGGCGGCGGCGGCGGCCCCCCCAGAGCCUCGUGGCUUACGCCUUCCCUCCCCUCCUCCUCUCAGUGUUAAGAAAGAGCAGAAACCGCCACCCCCAAUCCCAACCCCACCCCUACUGAAGGCACCACCCCACCUCCAGCCUCUCCCUCCUCACCCACACCAGGAGCAGCGUGUUCUCCCGCCCCUAUCGCACCACGCACGGCCAGUCCUCAGCCACCAGGUGCACCACCCUCUGCAGUACAACAGCCUCCACGACAUCAGCCACAGCAGCAGCCCUGUGGGUCUUCCCAAACAGCACUUACCCCCGUCCCCCCACCACCACCUCAGUGGGCUCCCAUCCUCAGCUCCUGCUUUGCCUCUGUCCAUCGCUAAUCUAUCUACCUCGCACUAUUCCUCCCUACGGAGCCCAGCCCAUCGCCAUUCGGCCAUGUUUGCAACCCCAGCCACACUGCCGCCACCACCGACCUUACCAACCAACAGUCUAGUGGUGCCUGGACACCCCGCCGGCACCCCUUACCCAGAGCAUGACCUCCUGAGGCAGGAGCUGAACAACCGCUUCCUGGUUCACAGUUCAGAGCGGGGCCGGGGGCCGUCCGCUUCGCCGCUGGCCCCAGUGUCACUCCUGAGGGCCGAGUUUCACCAACACCAGCACAUGCACCAGCACCAACACACCCAUCAGCACACCUUCACGCCCUUCCCCGCCAGUCUGCCCCCGGCUGCCAUCCUCACCCCGCCCACCGCACCCCCCAUGGUGCGUACCCAAGCCAGAAAUUUCGACAAAUACACCCCCAAACUGGACAAUCCGUUCAUCAGACAUUCAAAUUUCUUCCCCUCCUACCCCCCAACCAUGCCAGGCAUGCCCCCGCUGCUCCCUCACUCAGGACCCUUCAGCUCGCUGCAAGGAGCCUUUCAGCCCAAGGCUUCUAAUCCCAUCGAUGUAGCGGCACGUCCAGGAGCAGUUCCUCACACGCUGCUGCAGAAGGAUCCACGGAUAAAUGAUCCAUUCAGGACAUCUGUGAGGAAACCUGGCAAGUGGUGUGCAGUACAUGUCCAGAUUGCAUGGCAGAUCUACCACCACCAGCAGAAAAUGAAGCAAAUGCAGCUUGACCCCCAUAAAAUAGACAUGAAUGGGAAGCUGGACCUGUUCAGUCGACCCCCAGCCCCAGGAGUCUUCCCAGGAUUCCCAUAUCCUCACGACCUGGCACGUCCUCUCUUUCCCUCCACAGGUUCUGGACACCCCGCCCCCUCACCAUUCGGCCCCUCCCCCCAUCCCAGCGGCUUCCUGCCUCCCAGCCAUUUGGCAGGUAAGUAUCCUUUCAGUCGCUCCAGUUCCUAUGGCGGCCUCGGCAACCUUUCAAGCAGUGCCUUCGGAGGAUUAGGCAACCCCUCGCUUGGGUCCAACAGUGUGUUUGGCUCCAAGGAGGGGCCAGGAGGACUGCCCAUGUUUGGCAGCCCCCACCACGACACCUGGAAUAGGCUUCGACGCACACCGCCGUCAUUCCCUACCCCACCACAGUGGCCCAAAACGGCAGACGUCGAGAGAAGCGGCUCCGCCAACAGCCAUGACAGAGACAGAGAGCGGGAGAAGAGAGAUUCCUCCGUCGGUAAAGAUGAAAAGGAUAAAGACCGAGAUUCUGUGGAUCGCAACCGCCACUCCAACCGUUCAUCUCCCGCCUCGGCACCCGUCAGCUACCAGAUCAGCAGCCUCAUCCGAUCAAACAGCCAGAACUCCAGUGAUUCGGGUCGACAUCACAGUGGCAGCGUAGACCGGGUUCGGGAGGUGGAGAAGGAGCUGCUGGAGCGCCAAAGAGAGUCCUCCGGGCAAGCUGAUGUGAAGGUGAAGGAGAGCCGCUCGCCAGGCAAGGAGAUGCUGGAGAGGCGACCCUCGGAGGACUCCAUCAAACCGGCUCACCGCUCUCCGUCUCCCUACUCCAAGGUGAUGAUCAAUGAGCAGGGCAUGAAGAUGUCGGGUGGCCUUUCAUCCUCACUCAAGGACAGUGAGAGGAAAGAGCCCCCUCCUACAGAGUUCCUCCACAAAGUAAAAAAUGACAUGAAGAUUAAGGAGGAAAGAAAAGAGGAGCAGGAGGUCAUGUUGGUGAGUUCAGAGCCAGCACCCCACCCACCUCCCCAGGCACUUCCUGCACCUGUCAGUCAACCCAUCAACCCCCACCACAACCAUCCUCCCCUCUCCCAGCAGCCCCCUCUCCCCUCAUCCCGUGGCACUGAUAUUCCUGCGCCUGGCCUGCACGGUGUCCCUAUGUCUCACUCUCUUCCACUUUCAAUGAGCGCCAUGCCCCAAAUGGGCAGCCUCAAUGUGCUGGACAGGGCUCGUAUGGCUCCCUUCAUGGGCGUGAGCCCGCUGGCAGGAAGGGAACGUCUGCCACACACGGCUUUUCCUUGGGACCCCCUCAGAGAGGCCUACCGCAGCCUGGACCUGCAGCGGCGCAUGGACUUCCAGCUCAGGGCUGAGCAGGGACAUCGCUUCCCCAGCAUUUAUGACCAGGAGCGAGCCUAUCGGGAGAGGGAGGCUCACGACUACUCUCACCAUGAGCACCUUUUGGAAGUGCGCAGGGAACAUGAAAGGAUGCGACAACAGGCAGAGGAACGAGAGCGCGUCCACCUAAGGGAGGAGCUAGACAGAGCGCGUCUCCAUCAGCUGCACCAAUCUCCAAUAGAGGGUCACUUACCCCAUAUGCCCCCAUUUAUGCCCCACCUAGGAGGCAUGCCUUACCCAAGACUUAGCCCCUCCACAGGACACAACGGCCCUCUGAACAGAACACCCCCCACUGCCGCACUAAGUGCACCCCCGCCCCUUGUACCAGCCGGCAGUGCCAGAGCAGCCUCACCCAGGAGGACUACCCCGCUCACCACCCAGGACCCAAGGGACUACUCACCAUCUCGCAACCCCAAAGAAGUAGAGGCCCGGUAGCUUCUCAGAACAGUGCAUAAAGUCUUAGUAGGCGCGCUCACGAGCCCCAUUCCUCCUGUGUGGAACCUUGUUGUGAACAAAAUGCACUGCUCUUCACCAGAGAAGGGCGAAACUCCCUCAGAGAGAGGGUGUGAUUGUACAAAGUAACGGUGUGUACGGCUGACGGAGCACACACGUCAUGACUGGAUGUUCAACCACGUCGGUAAAGAGAACAUAAUUGUGUGUAUGUUCAUCUCCGACUUAAAUAUUUGAUAAUUAUUAAUAUAUUAACCAAUACCUUUUUUUCUGCUUUGUGCUGACAAGAAAGGUCCUAAAAUGAGUUUGUAUAUUUCCUAUCCUCGUUCCAUGUAUAGAUCUCAUUUCUAUGAAUUUUAUGUAUUUUGUGCAUUAGUCUCGCCUUUUACAAUAUUUAUCCCAACUGAUUGUGAGACAUUUCCCUUAUGAUGACGUAAAGACUUGACUUUGGGUUCAGCCGUCAGUAAUUUUAUCUCAUGGUACCAAGAUAUCCUCAAUGAUGACAAUGUACAGUGCUACAUUACUGACUUGUUUGUUCAUUUGUUUUGCCUUUGAGAUAUGCAGAUAAAUAUAUAUAUAUAUAUAUAUAAAUAUAUAAAUAUAUUAUGAGGUAUUUGUUCUGUCUCUGUAAAGAAAACCGAUGUAAAUAACCUGUUGAUAUUCUCCACUGCAAGGUUACAUUGUAAAUUUAUUAGUCUUUUUAACCAUUUCUAGAAAAAAACAAAAUUAAAUGAAACGUGUGGAAAUAUUUGCCUGUUGAAAAUCAUUGUAACAAACAACUGGCCAACAGAUGGGAAGUACGGAGGGUGUUGUAAGGAGGCCUAGAUGGAUCAUCUGCAAUCUAUGCAAAGCAGCACUCAGCACCCUAAAGAAGGAAUUUCCUGGAAACAGCUGACAGUACUGGUGAACCGGAGAGAAACUUGGAUUAGCACAUGUUUAUAUGAACCAGUGAAUAACGAUGGGAUUAAGACUUCCAAGUCAAAAACUGGACCAGCGUCAGACAGAAAAGGACGCUUUUCAGUGGACAGCAAAAGGACUUUCUCUGUCAACCUUGUGGUGUUGUGCAGUUGUUUUUCUUAGACUCUUGUAUACAAAACAAGUAGAGUUUUAGGCGUGAAAAAAAGGAAAAUGAACAUUCAUGGUUUAAAAUGUACGGAAUAAAGUUUGGACCUAAUGUCAAAUA